Molecule: messenger RNA, 6517 nt
Organism: Diabrotica virgifera virgifera (western corn rootworm)
Lineage: Eukaryota; Metazoa; Arthropoda; Insecta; Coleoptera; Chrysomelidae
Gene: Hil
Product: hillarin
Exons: 13
Coding region: 469-2949 (826 amino acids)
Source: RefSeq, a predicted model, not a curated record
UCGUCCCCAUGCCAUGCCAUGCCAUGCAGGAACAGAACAGGUGAACACUUCGGCAUACCUCUCAUACCCGACCGCGGUUUCAUACAAUUUAAUUUCGUGUCGCUCUCUCAAAGUAUACAAAACAACCUUCAAAAUGGCCACGAACUAAACUCGGACACUUUCCUUCGGUGCUAGUGAAACAAUUUUUAAGGAACAUGUUAGUUUUUAUGGUUUUGUGAUCGAACAACUCCCGGGCAGUACUCUUUUUUGUUGUAAAGUGCGGAAAGUCUCGAAAAGAAACUCAGGUGUCAAGUGAAUCAUUGCAUAUUUUGAUAAGUCGUGCAUCCUGACAUCGCAUCGGAAAGUGUGCUAAUGAAAAUCAUCAUUUUAUUAAAUUAGCGGCAAUUAAACAAGAACCACAGUGCGCGCGUAUACCACCAGAGUAAUCAGAGCAAAAACUAUUCACUUGAAAUAUUCAUAGAAGACAAAAUGAUACAGAAUUCCUACAAGGCCAUGUAUCGCCCAAAUUUCUACGAAAGCACGUGCUUGAGGUGCAACGAAACCGUGUAUCAAGUCGACAGGGUCGGACCCUUGAAGGACUUUACGUUUUUUCACAGUGGGUGUUUUAAGUGCGCCAUCUGCGGGACGAAACUUACUCUAAAGACUUAUUACAAUAAUCAACAUCGGCAGGAAGAUAAGGAAGUGUACUGUAAUAGUCAUGUACCGAAAAUUGGACCAGGGCAUUUGGAUGGUUCUUCGGUUGGUAUCAGAUCGGCUCUCAACGUUCCUAAGAGCACGAAUUUGUAUAAUGAGCAAAUCAGGGGACCUAGUCGAGUUAGCAACGAUUCAGAAGGCCUUCACGUCCGUACUCACAUAAAUGGUAGCAAUCACCAACCUCAUUCGCCAACCUAUGGAGGUUAUAGUCCAAAUAAUAAUUAUAGUUAUCAUCAAGAGACUUCUCCAUCUUACCAAUAUGGACGAUUUGAUGCCAGUGCCCUUCACAUAGCCCACGCAUUAAAGCAGACAGAAUUACAGAAAUCUUACAAAGUUCAUAGAGAAAAGCCUAUAGACUGUUACUUGGAUCGAGAUGAACAGAAAAAAUUAGAAAUGAGACAUAGGAAAGAAGAGGACGAUCUGUUUAGAAAAUUCCAAAGACAAAGAGAAGAGGAAGAAAAACGUAUUAGGGAAGAAAUUAGGGAUGAAUGGGAAAAGGAACUGGAAAGGCUCACUUCUAAAUUUGAACGAGAAAUGCAAAUUAAAAGGAAACGUGAAGAACAAAAUACGCUUUCGUUACGACACCAGCAAGAGAAAGACGAUUUAGAAAAAAAUAUGACGCUUAGAAGGGACAAGAAAAAAGAAUCACUUACGAGAAAAAUGUUGGAACACGAAAGGGCAGCGACAGCAGCAUUGGUGGAAAAACAAAGUCACGAAAUGUUGGAACUUAUUAACGAAAAACGUAGUGAAUACAUGCAAGCAGAAUCGCUUUAUAUAGAUCAUAAUGAAGCAUACACCGAAGAAGUUCAACCUUAUCCAAGUCAUGCACCUGCCCCGGCACCACCAGCGCUUAGUAAAUUUCAGGUUUAUAAUGAUCCAGUUGAAUUUGCCAACGUAGACCAAAUUGCAAUAUCAGUAGCUCAAGAAGACCAAAAAUCAUUUACAGACUUAGUUAGACAACUUGUAGGACGAUGCGGAUCGGAUGUAGAAAAGGCGAGAACUAUCUUCAGAUGGAUCACUGUCAAGAAUUUAAAUACGAUGUCCUUUGACGAAAACCUUCGAGGAGAUACGCCGAUGGGACUACUAAGAGGCAUUAAAAAUGGAACGGAAAGCUACCACGUCUUAUUUAAAAGAUUAUGCAGUUAUGCUGGACUUCACUGCGUAGUAAUAAAGGGAUAUUCAAAGUCAGCUGGAUAUCAACCAGGAGUGAUAUUCGAAGACAACAGGUUUAGAAAUUCUUGGAAUGCGGUCUACGUUGCGGGAGCUUGGAGAUUUGUGCAAUGUAACUGGGGAGCCAGACAUCUAGUCAAUGCUAAAGAAGCACCAAAAGCUGGUAACAAAGCCAAAUCCGAUAGUUUAAGGUACGAGUAUGACGACCACUAUUUCCUUACCGAUCCCAAAGAGUUUAUUUACGAGUUCUUCCCCCUUCAAUCCGAUUGGCAAUUGCUCAAAAGUCCCAUAACGCAACAGGAAUUCGAAGAGCUUCCAUUCGUACGAUCACUGUUCUUCCGUUACGGACUCUACUUCUCAGAUCCCAAUACAAAGGCUGUUAUGUAUACGGAUUCUACAGGUGCUGCUACUGUUAAAAUUGCUAUGCCAUCUCAUAUGCAAGCAACUUUGAUCUUCCAUUACAAUUUGAAGUUCUACGAUAGCGAAGGUGAUACGUUUGAAGGUGUUUCCUUGAAAAGAUUUGUCAUGCAAUCCGUUGUUGGAAACAUGGUAGCCUUUAGAGUUCACGCGCCUUGCAGCGGAGCCUUUUUAUUAGACAUCUUCGCCAAUGCCGUCACCCCCAAAGAGUACCUGACAGGAGAACCAAUGAAAUUCAAGAGCGUUUGCAAGUUUAAGAUCUGUUGCGAAAACUUACAAACUGUUAUGGUGCCCUUACCAGACUGUGCGAGCGGAGAAUGGGGACCAACUAAGGCUACGAGGUUGUUUGGACUAGUACCUAUUACUCAUCAGGAUUCGCUAGUAUACGCUGGAAGAGAACUAGAAAUCCAGUUCAGAAUGUCACGCCAACUUACAGACUUCAUGGCGACACUUCACAAAAACGGAGUAGAAGAAAAGCGCUUAUCAAAAUUUGUAUCACAUAGUGUCGCUGAAGAUAUAGUAACCUUCAAUAUCAGCUUUCCCGAAGAAGGUCAAUAUGGUUUGGAUAUUUACACUCGAGAAAUGGCUUCUAACUUAGAUUUGACGGGAGAAAAACAUCUUUUAACUCAUUGUUGUAAAUAUUUGAUAAACUCCUCUAAACGCAAUUGAAUUUAGGCAUAAUUAAUUGAUUCAGAAGCAUUUUAAAUAUGGAGUUUUCCUAACCAUUCAUUUUUAUUGAAAAAAGUAUUUUUAGAGACUGAGUCGUUUUUAAAUACAAAAUUCUUGUUAGGACAAUACUGCAUAUAAAUAAAGAGCUUUUAUUUUUUAGGUUAUUUAACAACGGCUAAGAAAUAACUAUAAUAUAACCAUACAGAAAUUUCAAAUCAUCAAAUUUAUAGACGAUAGAAUUUGAGUUCAUUUCUGCUAUUUCAAUAUUCACUAUUUUUCACAACUUGUGGCCCUGGGCCGAUAACCUGUUAGAAACGUCUGAUACGAAUAUUCAGCGUGAACUAAAAUUUGACUCUUAAUCUUAAUAGAGAUAGCAUACACUGAGCAACCAUUAUAAAAUAUUUUGAUACAUAAUAGCAGAUUAUUCUUGUGACAAACGUUAAAUUUAAAACCAUUAAAAAUAGCAUUGCUUCUGAAUCAAUUAUACAUACGGUGCUAAUGUUUAAUAAUGUAAACCAAACAAGGUAAUGACGUAUUUACAAGAUGUAAUUCUUAACAUUUUAACUUACCUACUCAAGUUUCGAAUAAAUAAUUAAAGAAUGUCAUUCAUACAAAGUGUACAUUACAUAGUACAUUUUAUAUGAGGAAUCAGUAGUGUUGCCCAAAAUCGGUCUUGGUCUUGUUAUUGCGUUUUCGCAAGACUAAGACCAAAACUGACCGUGCAAGAUUUGAGCAAGAACAAGACUAAGCUUGCGAGACUCUUGCGUCUUGGAGUUAGGACUGAGUGUCGUUUCAGGGAGUAUAAAGGUAGAAACGCAUCAGAGAGUCGCGUCUCGUCGCGACGAGUCGGACGCGACUCGUCGCGAACAACACAGUACAGGGCUUGAGAUUCUCAUUAAAGAUGUUGUUCUGAAGCUAUUUCCUUGUGGCAUUUUUUAUAAUCAACUAUUUAUAAUGGGAAAUAAGCCACAAUUUUACCAAAAAAAAGACUUUAUUAACGUUUCGAAGCCCAAAUCGGGUUUCGUUGUCAAAAUACAAAAUACUACUAAAAUAAACAAAAUUGUUGUUCUGAUUAUUAUUUUUAUUUUUAAGAAUUCUUUUUUGAAAUGCCAGAUUGAAAAUCUUCAUGAGAGUGUGAUGAAAUUGAUGGAGCAAAUCAGGAGAGCAAAAAAUAUUAUUCCAAUCCUCCUGAUUACAUAAUUUGAUAAACAUGUCAAAAUAUCUUUUGCUAAAAAUUCUACCCCAUCUGGCUGUAUGAGGUGGAUUCUAAGGGGAAAUUCACAUAGAAUGGGAUCAUGAUCCGAUGAAAAAUAGGAAAUCACUUUACACUCAGCCAGAUCUGGAUGUAGAUUAGUACAAAUAUAAUCCAAUAUGCUGCUAUCUCUGGUUGGAUCGUUAACCAGCAUUCUCAUAUUAAAACUAUUAAGUAAAUUUGUAAUGGUAAUAACAUGGCUGUGUGAUGAAUCCAGAUAAUCAAUAUUAAAGUCACCUGUCAAGAUAAUAAAUGCAUUUUGUCGAAUUUUUUCCAGCAAGGAUUCCAAUCUUUGAAAGAAUAGCUGCACAAUAGACUUAGGGGGUCUGUACACAACAAUGAGAAAAGUAUUAAGUUUCUUACUGAAAGUAAUAGAAAAUUCGAAUUCAGAUUCAACACAGAGGUGGUUAAAUUUAUUAUAGUCAACAAAAUUGAAUUUAUACUGAAAUGUUAUAUUAAUUAAAAUUAAUGUGCCUCCGUGGAUGCUUUCAGAUCUGCAAAAUUUUGAUAUUACGGAGUAAUUAUUAACACAAAGUGUUUCCAGACGAUACAACCAGUGCUAAGUUAAAAGCACAAGAUCUGGCCAAUUAUUUUCGCUAAGAAACACUUCCAGUUCCUCGACUUUAUUUCGUAUAGAACAUAUGUUGUAUAAAAUAAUAGAAAAUUUACUUACAAUAUUCGAUUCAGAUAUACUGGUAUCCAGUUUAUCACCUACCACACUUACAAUAUUAUUUACAAAACAACUGUUUGGUGAUGAUAAAAGCACCGUUUCUAUUGGAUUUACUUGACUAAAAAAGAGUCUGGUCUAUCUUCUCCAGUUGACAGACCUCUAUUGUGAUGCUCUCGAUCUAAAAAUCUUCUUCCUAACCUAAAGUUAAAUCGUUCGAUGCCAAUUUUUUUCGGCCAAAAAGCAGGAUUGUAAAUUUCUUCCCUUAAGUCGGGUAGUACACCUAUCAUGAAACAUUGAUUAUCCCUUCUUUUCUGGUCAGUUGGUAACAAUUUUACUUGUAUAUCCUCACAGUUUGUCUCAGUUAUUAUGAAACUCUUGAUGUGAUCCGCAUUUACACUAUCCGGAACUUUUGAGAUGAAAAGCCACAAUUUUUUGUCUGGUUUUUCGGAUUUUCCAUGGAAAUCCUUAUCACCAAUUCCAGUUCCCAUUAUUUUCUUGCGUCUUUUUGUCACAAUCUGAUAUCCUUCAUCGUUCGUUUUAUUCUCUGAACUACCCAUUGUGAUAUAAUUAAGAUUCAUUUUUGUGCCUUCUUCAUUUUCAACAGUUAAAUUUGUAAUGUAUUCACAUGUCUGUUUGGUUUGAAUUUCCAUUAUUUGUGCAUUUAAUUCGUUUGUAAUAAUUUUUGAAUUGCCCUGUAUAUUGUUGACAUCUGAUUGAAUUGGUUGUUUAUAUUUAUUUUCGAUGUUUUUAUUUUCUGGGCAACUCACAUGUCUGGUUAUAUCUGUCCAACCCCAUUUUAUGUCCUAACUACUUGCAUGAUGCAGUCUGUUCAAUAUCCCUUCUAUCAACAGAAAUAUUACGAAGGAAAGGGAAAAGGCAGCCUCUGUUUUUAUUUGAUUCAGAGUUGGACCACCAUCUCCAGACAGCUAUUUCUGCAUCUCAUGCGUCCUCGUUGGAGCUAUGCACUCACAGCUCUAAACCAAAUAUCAAGGAAAUCACCGCGAAGCAAUGAUUCCACCUUUGAGACGCAAAACAGCGAGUAAUAUUACGAUUUAGCACCAGAGCAGACAUAAUUUCAGUCUUGCUCUUGUUAAUCUUUAGUCCAACCUCCAAGGAAAUGUGAUAUAAUUUUUCCAACAUUAUUAUUGCAUCAUCCAUACAAUCGGCUAUAAGGACGAUGUCAUUCUGACAAUCUCAAAUGACCGAGCUUGUUUAUUAUUGGUUGCUAGGAAGUAUUAAUCUGUCUAUUGAUUUUUUGUAUAUGUUUUGAAUUUGAUUUGAAUAAAUUACAUUCCACUUAGAACAAGCAUCUGGAUACGUCAUUGCAACGAUGCUCAUUGAAAAGACGCAUCGUUCUAACACUUGCCUAAAAACCCACAUUAACUCUGUUUAAUUGAAUAUUUUCUAUGAACGUGCAAUAACUUUGACAGAUGUAUAAAUUAAGUACCAGUGUUUUGUUUUUAUAUUUUUGUUAUUAAUAUGAUAUGCACAUGUUAUUAAAUAUUAUAUUUUCUGUUAAUAAAUGACCUUAAUAUAUAAUUUACGAAAAUAUUACAAAAUAAUAAAAUGACAAAUCAGUUGCUUCCUUUUACUAUAAAUUUAUAUUUGUAACUGAAAAAUUAUCCAAUAAAUCUAUUUAUUUAUAA